Molecule: messenger RNA, 1029 nt
Organism: Pieris napi
Lineage: Eukaryota; Metazoa; Arthropoda; Insecta; Lepidoptera; Pieridae
Gene: Ctr1A
Product: high affinity copper uptake protein 1
Exons: 7
Coding region: 169-867 (232 amino acids)
Biological process (GO): copper ion transmembrane transport
Cellular component (GO): membrane
Molecular function (GO): copper ion transmembrane transporter activity
Source: RefSeq, a predicted model, not a curated record
UCUUGACAUUAGACAUCGGUUUUGAUUAAAAAUUUUCAUAAUUUUUGCUUUUUGAUUAGUAAAGAUUUAUUGUGCUAACAAGAGUAUUUCCAUAACAAUGUACGUGACGGAUAACUACUAACAAUUAAAAAAUCCUAGACGUUUACGACAUAUACUGUAGUUUGAAUUAUGGAUCACCACAUGCACCAUGCAAACCAUGGCAGCCAUAUAGAUGUAGGAAUGGAACAGCAUAUGGGACAUGAAGAGCAUGUUAUGAAUAGUUCAGAUUUUAAUGAAGGUAUAAAUGAAAUGUUUAACAUAUCAAGUGUAGACAUGAUGCCUGGUGACCCACAAGCUAAGGCUCAUGAAGGUCAUCACCAUAACCACCAUGUUGGACAUGAAAUGAGUAUGAGUAUGACAUUUCAUGGAGGUUACAAAGAAGUUAUUCUUUUCUCAUGGUGGAAGGUAUCAGAACUUGGAGAAUUUUUUGGAUCCUUUCUAGCAAUCUUUCUCAUUGCUCUAUGUUAUGAAGGGCUCAAGUACUACAGAAAACAUUUACUAUGGAAAACUUAUACAGGCCUUCAAUAUUGUGCUGUUGCUCCACCAGACAAGGGAGUAGCAAAUAUUUGCAAUCCAGAUGAGCCUCAAGUUAUACAGCCGGUUUCACAUGCACUAGACAGGAAUGUUCCAACAAUGAUGAGUACAGCACAUGCUUGGCAAACAGUACUUCAUGGUUUUCAAGUACUUGUAAGCUAUAUGUUAAUGUUGGUGUUCAUGACAUAUAAUACAUGGCUUUGUGCAGCAGUUGUGCUAGGAUCUGCAACUGGAUACUUUUUAUUUGGUUGGCGCGAGUCUGUUGUUGUGGACUUCACAGAACAUUGUCACUGACAUAAUAUAGUAAGAAAUACCUAUGUAGUAUUACUAUUGUUAUUUUUAAAACCUCGCUACAAAACUCAAAAUAUUAUGUAUACAAUAAGAAAGCCUUUUUGGGUGAUUUAUACCAGUUAUUACUAAAUGUUAUAGGUGUUUAGAAUAAAGGCUUUGAAAUUA